Molecule: messenger RNA, 819 nt
Organism: Penicillium subrubescens
Lineage: Eukaryota; Fungi; Ascomycota; Eurotiomycetes; Eurotiales; Aspergillaceae
Product: GPI anchored serine-threonine rich protein
Exons: 1
Coding region: 1-819 (272 amino acids)
Source: RefSeq, a predicted model, not a curated record
AUGCGCUUCUCCGCUGCUGCCCUCGUCUCUACCUUCGCGGCCUUCGCUGCUGCCUACACCCAGCCCAACUACAACAACCUUCCCCAGGGUAACGCCGUCCGUUCCCCCGGCCUGAACGAGCAGGUCCAGGAGGGCAAGGCCUACACCAUCAAGUGGGACCACGACCUCGGCAACACCGUCUCCAUCGUUCUCCUGCGCGGACCUUCCAACAACGUCGUCCCCAUCGAGACCCUCGCUGAGAGCAUCCCCAACUCUGGCGAGUUCGUCUGGACCCCCAGCGCCAGCCUGACCCCCGAUGUCACCCACUACGGUCUCCUGAUCGUCGUCGAGGAUGCCGGUGCCAACCACGGUGCUUACCAGUGGUCCACCCAGUUCGGUCUCUCCAAGGCCGAGGGCGUCACCAUCACCGCUACCGCUACUUCCCAGGCUUCCCAGACCACCGCUGCUCCCUCUUCCUCCAAGGUCACCAUCGUCACUGUCAUCAACGAUGUGACCACCACCUACUGCCCCGAGGAUGAGGCCAGCUCCUCCGCCGCUGCUGCUUCCUCCACUGUCAUCAGCUCCUGGGAGGUUACCACCACCAUCUGCCCCGAGACCACCGCCCCUGCUCCUGCCCCCACUGCCUCUUCUUCCCGUGUGCCCGUCGGCCCCGUUGCCUCCAGCACCCUGAAGAGCACCCCCUACGUCUACCCCACCGGCACUGCCACUGCCACCUCCGCUGUUAAGCCUACCUCCACCCCCGCUUUCAACGCUGCUGGCCGUAACGUCAUCUCCUUCGGUGCCGUUGUCGCCGGUGUUAUUGCCUUUAUGGCCCUGUAA